CGACAAGCAAGUAAGAGGAGCGUUGGCUGCACAGUAUUUCUAUGAUAAAAUCGCAGCCCAUCUUAUGACAUUGACAUGUUUUUAUUUGCAUUAGUUGGAAAUGUGUAAACAAAAUAUAAAUAAUUUCCAUUUUUUACAUCUAUAAUAAAAAAUAAUAAGUCUUAUUUGAAAUUUGAUCAAAUCAAUUAUUAUGGUUGUCGAAGGAGAAUAUUAUAACGGUCCUUGUAAACUGUUGGAAUUGCCCCAUGAUGUUUUGAAUAUAUUGUUCUCAUACUUAGAUGCUACGUCUUUAUAUCAUUUAAGCAGGACAUGUAACUAUCUGAAAGAAUUUGUUCUUGAUCCUUUAUUUUGGAAAUAUAUAGAUGCUAGGGAUGAACCAAAUAGUUUGCAUAAAAUUGAAUAUUGUACACAACGACUACACAAAAAGACUGCGCAUUUUUUUUUAAGAGGCAAUUUAACUGUUUCUGAUUUACCUGUAAAUUUUUUCAAAAUUACCAAGUCGUUUGAAAAUAUUAGGAUCUUGGCAUUGGAGAAUGUUAAAAUUAGAGGAUCAAAGGUUGCUUUGAGAGAUUUUCCAUCGGGAUUGGAAGAACUCAGUCUGAGAAGAACGUUCGUCACAAAUUCCGAAUAUUUUUUUCAACAUUCUGUUAAAAAUAUACCGAAAUUGAGGGUAUUAAUUUUGGAUGAAUGUGUUUGGGUUACUUGUAGUUUUUUAUUGUCCGUUUCUAAAUAUGAACAUUUAGAAAUUAUUUCUAUUGUUAAAUGUUUGAGGGUACAUCUGAAUAUGAUACCUUAUUUGAGCGUCGCCAAACUCGGUUGCAAGAACCUUAAAAUUUUCGAUUGCAGAUUCACAGCGAUUGGUUGCGAGCUUUUACGUACGUUCUAUUCAAAAGAAAAUCUACAGCGACUAUAUUUUCAGAGUUUCAAAUCGGCCGAAUUUGAUUACGACGAAAAUAUUUUCGAUUAUUCGGGUCGAAAAAAUUCGGUACCAGAACCUAAUUCUGAUUUUAGUAUUGCCGAUAUUCAUUUAUGCGAAUACAUGACAACUACAGCAAAGCCUAAAAACGAAGUAGCAAAAAUACAAGACAGUGUUUUGUAUCGAGAUCCUUAUCCAGAAUGUGAAUGCGGUGGAGAAGGAUCAAAGGAGCCUUUAAAUUCGAGUGUUGUUUUUCCUGAAGUAGAUAUUAUGCGUAUGCCUUCCGGUACAGAUGAACAAAAGUUUUUGUGUCGCAAACACAUGAAAAACGUAACUAAACUACCAAGCAAAGUUAAAGCAUUCUUUCUUUCGCAACAAAAGUUCGAUCCAGAUAUCCAUUCAGAUCGAGAGUCCACUUCUGACGAAGAAGAAGAUGAUAAUUGCUGCUAUUUUGGAAUGGGUAAUAGUUUAAUAGUGCCUACUGCUCAUGACCGAACCCCUUCAGUCGGAGAAGAGAUGACACUUCCAGAAGAGGGUGCAAGAAAUCUACAUAGUCCGCGUGGUGUUGUUGAACAAGUAGCAGACGAUUUAGAAGAUAUCAGAGAUUGCGCAAAUAGUUCUCCUAGUACAUCAAGAUAUGGUGUACGAGGAAGUUCCUUAGAUUACAGAAAUUUGAAACGACCACAUAAAGAUAACGAUGAAGACAUGCAUGACAUUGGACAAAUAAAAAAGGCGAAGAAGAAUAAUAAUACACCCUUCGAUGGGUUAACCAACGAAGCGCGGGAAGCUUUAGUGAAUGAUUUAGUAAAAAGUAUAGAUGACGUUAAUUCAAGAAUACAGAGAAUCGUAAGGGCUGGUUCUAGUAGCAUACACACUAGAAAUACACAAACAAGAUCACAACCAGAAUGUCAGCCAUCAACCUCCAGAUCCGUAAAUGGACAUCCCAAUAACGAAACGUCGCAACCAUCUUCCAGCUCCACAAUAACAAUAAGUCACGAUUUUAUCAAUCGACCUUCUUGUUCCACAAUCAAAAUUAAUAGAAAUGGAAAUGAUGCUUCCCCUAAAGCCGAUGAAUCAACAGGACGUAACAGGAUCGUAAGGGAAAUACGAGAAAUACGAAUAUUUUCAAGGGAUGAUAUUCCAAAUAAUCAAGAUAGAUGGAAAGUUAAAUGGAAAAUACCCUUAAGGCGCCUUUCCCUUCGAGGCUAUAAAAACAUCAGCGAUAGUACAUUGAGCCACCUCAAAAAUUUAGAUAUAGAAUUAAUUGAUCUCACUUAUACCAGUGUAACUAAAGUCGGAAUUGAUAAUUUCCUUGUGCACAAUCCUAAUUGUCGAGUGAUACAUCCCUUAUAUUGUGUUUGCAAACCUAAAAUUACCUUAUUUUAAUCGAUGCGUUUUAAAAUAAACAUUUUACAUAAUAAAUGUAUUUAUGUAAGGAAA
Molecule: messenger RNA, 2356 nt
Organism: Diorhabda carinulata
Lineage: Eukaryota; Metazoa; Arthropoda; Insecta; Coleoptera; Chrysomelidae
Exons: 10
Coding region: 191-2302 (703 amino acids)
Molecular function (GO): protein binding
Source: RefSeq, a predicted model, not a curated record